AUGCUUUUACGAAAACUUGUCCUUUUGAAACGAAGUAUAUUUCGCUUACUCUUUAUUAUUAUCAUUCUUCUUAUUGCCGUUAUAAUUUCAAUCUAUCCGCCGUUCAGUGUCCAACGGGUUACACUUGACUAUACUUCGCCAUUUUCCAGACGAGAUUCACCACAAGUAACAUCCCUUCCAUUUCCAAUACCUAAGAAUUAUUUGUUGAUACCGUACAAAGAGUUUGUUCUAAGAACAUCGAUUGCUUGUCGAAUGUUCAAAUUUGAGUAUCCACAAAAAAACCCAUUGGCAUUACAUCCAAAAUAUUCGAAAUAUUUAAAUGGUACAUUCCGUUUCGUAAUACCCUCUAAGAAGAUAUCAUAUGACGAUAUUGAACAAUUUUACACCGAUUUAUCGUCACCAAAAUAUGAAAACCAAGAAUUUGUUCCUACGCACACAUCGUUUGCGAGUGAUUUAACGUUUAAAAAUGUACCCUACGUCUAUAAGAACGGUAUGUGGCAACCUAUCGAGGUUAGGUCGUUUCAGCGAACUGCCAUUUUGGUACCACUUCAAGGUCGAGAUUACAAUGCUAAAGUAUUUCUACUAAAUUUACAUGCCUUUUUUCGUCGACAAUUGUUAACAUAUAAAAUAUUUAUUAUCGAACAGAUAUAUCCGCAAAACAAAUUUAAUAAAGGUCGCUUAUACAAUACAGCCUUCAAUUACAUUAGAAAUCGUUCAUCACUCAACAUAACCUGUUAUGUUCUGCACGAUGUUGAUUUAAUACCCGAUGAUGAUAGUAAUUACUAUACGUGUGAAACAAAAAAUCCAAAGCAUACAACAUCACGCAUUAGACAAUUAAUAAAAGCACAGUAUGUGAAAUAUUAUGAAUUUUUAAUUGGAGGAGUACUAAUUCUUACUUACGAUCACUAUAAAGCAUUAAAUGGAUUUUCCAAUUUAUAUUGGGGUUGGGGUGGUGAAGAUGACGAUCUCGCAUUACGCGUGGUUCAACAACGAAUGUGUAUUAUUCGACCGCCUGCUGAAGCAGCUAUUUACAGUGCCCUUCCUCAUCAAAGAGGUCAACGAAACUCUCAACGUUUCGAUUUAUUAACGUGGUCAACAAUCCGCAUGCAUACUGAUGGUUUGAGUAAUAUUGAAAAUUUGACGAAUAUUGAGGAAAUAAAAGUAUUGACUACAGUUACGCAUCUUAAAGUUAAUGUUGAUGUCAUUAAUGAUGCUGGAAGAAGUAAACGUACAUCUUCAGCACCAUUAGAAAGGACGAAAACGACUACUUUGGAAACGUUGUUUUUGCUAAAAAAAAAAGAUACUUAA
Messenger RNA from Didymodactylos carnosus, 1308 nucleotides. Lineage: Eukaryota; Metazoa; Rotifera; Eurotatoria; Philodinida; Philodinidae. The record is from the annotation of a GenBank genome assembly.